Cydia strobilella is the source of this 3377-nucleotide messenger RNA. RefSeq names its product zinc finger protein 271-like. The coding region runs from base 163 to 2616 and encodes 817 amino acids. The transcript is spliced from 4 exons. The record is from RefSeq and is a predicted model, not a curated record. Lineage: Eukaryota; Metazoa; Arthropoda; Insecta; Lepidoptera; Tortricidae.
AGGUUGUUCAUUAUUGUUUUCGUCAGCAUAAAAUAAAAAUGUGCAACAAUUCAGUAACGUUUGUCUUGUCUUGUCGCUUUAGCUACGUGAACUAACGUUCCUGGCGAAAGCUGUUGCUUAGUGUUAGUUGUUGUGAUGUACCUAUGUUGAAGUAUAGUUAGCAUGUCUGCGCACGCGCAGGCGACGCGCGUGAAGCAGGAGCCGGCGGGUGACCAAGACCAAGUCGCGGCGUGCGUGUGGGACUUGACAGCAUCGCUGCUCGCGGACAAAGUGCACAUUAAAGAGGAUACAGAGCUUAAAACCAAAGAAGCAGAAGUAAAUGAGGAGCUAUCAUGCGGGGAAAUUCAAAACCCAUGCAUGAGCGAGGCCGAAAUGGCAUCCAAUCUGUUCAUGGACCACAGCAUGCAGGAUGAGCCCAUGCUGGAAUCAAAACAUGUGCAGGCACAGGAAACAGCUUACAAACUUCAUGGGGCAGCCGUUAAGGAGAAGCGGCAGGAGCUGAAGAACUGCUAUGUAAGGCUCGAGCGCAUUGAUAAACUACUUAUCCACAUGUGUCCAAAGACAGUGGACUAUAACACCAUUUCCCCAACAUGUGUUAAUAAGGGAACUGGCAUAGAAACUGAAACACUGGAUGACAGUUCUGCUACCAACAUCGCUGCAGCGGUGAAGCAAGAACGCCUGCAGCUAAGAGACUGCUGCGUGAAGCUUGAACGUCUCCAACACCACGAGGCGCUGCAUAGAUGCAACAUGGGGCCCGCUGCGCACCACCAGUCACAAGCUAAGCACGCCGUGACUGGACCCUCUGAUUCGCGACACGAAACAAACACUAACAAAAAUAACCCUGAGACGUAUGUGUGUAACGAUUGUGGCAAAACGUUUCACCGAAAAUCUAACUUGAUACGCCAUAUUCAAAGUAACAUUUGUAAAACAGAGAGACCGUACGCUUGUCAUACGUGCGGGAAAAAAUUUAAACGCAAAAGCCAUUUGGAAACACAUACAUUUAUUCACACUGACUCAAAACCGUACGCUUGUCAUACGUGCGGAAAAAAAUUUAAACAAAAAAGCCACUUGAAUACACAUAGAUUUACUCACACUGACGCAAAACCAUACGCUUGUCAUACGUGCGGAAAAUUUUUUAAACAAAAAAGCCACUUGAAUACACAUAGAUUUACUCACACUGACGCAAAGCCAUACGCUUGUCAUACGUGCGGAAUUUUUUUUAAACAUAAAAGCUCUUUGGAAAUACAUGCAUUUAUUCACACUGGUGCAAAGCCGUACGCAUGUGAAGUAUGUAAAAGGCAGUUUUCGAAUCAUGGUUCUUUAUUUGCUCAUAAACGAGGGCAUACGGGAGAAAAGGCUUUUUCGUGCCAUGUUUGUAGUAAAUCGUUUUCUACUGGGGCUGGUUUAAAAAUGCAUAUAAGGAUGCACACUGGCGAAAAGCCUUAUUCAUGUGAAAUUUGUAAAAAGCAGUUUGCGUAUUCUUGCAGUCUCACAUCACACAAUCGUGUGCAUACAGGCGAAAGGCCAUAUUCGUGUGAGUUUUGUGAAAAACGGUUUAAGACUGCGAGUCAUUUAGGUGUACAUAGACGGAUCCAUACUGGCGAACGACCGUAUGUGUGCGAGAUAUGUUAUCGAGAGUUUUCAGAUUCUGGACACUUAAAUACACAUAAACGGACCCAUACCGGCGAGAGGCCUUACUCGUGCAACGUAUGUGAAAAGCAGUUUUCGCGAUCAGAGCACUUGCGUCAGCAUGAGCGAACUCACACUGGCGAAAAGCCCUACUGUUGCGAGAUUUGCGAUAAACGAUUUGCGUAUUCGCAAAAUUUGCAUACACAUAAACAAACUCACAAAGAAAAAUCGUAUUUGUGCAAAAUAUGCAAUGAAAAAUUUUCUCAAUUGAGGGACUUUAAAAAGCAUAAAAGGAUUCACAAGAAGCGUGAUUUUACAUGUGAAACAUGUAAGAAAUCGUUUACCCGUUUGGAUUAUCUGGAGACGCAUAAACGUAUUCAUACUGGCGAGAAGCCUUAUUCAUGCAAAAUUUGUGACAAACGGUUUGCUCAAAAAGGUCACUUGAAUAUACACACGCAAAUUCAUAGUGACAAAAAACCAUUCGCUUGUGGAAUAUGUAAUAAACAGUUCAAAGAUUACAGUUACUUGGUAAGACACAAACGAAUCCACACUGGCAUAAAGCCCUAUACUUGUGAAAUCUGUGAAAAAAAGUUUUUGGAAAAAAACAGUUUGAUCAGUCAUAAAAGAAUACACAGUGGUGAAAAGCCGUAUACAUGCUACAUAUGCAAAAAAGCUUUUGCACAUGCGCAUACCUUAAAUAGGCACAGACGACUCCAUACCGGCGAAAGGCCUUUUACGUGCAAAGUUUGUAAAAAGCAGUUUACUUGUUCGUCUGGUUUGUCUUCUCAUGAACGGACUCACACUGGUGAGAAGCCAUAUUCGUGCGAAGAUUGUGGCAGACGUUUUGCGCAUUCAUCAGCGUUAGUAAUACAUAGACGAACUCAUACUGGCGAAAGGCCCUAUUCUUGUGAAGAUUGCAGCAAUAGCUUUGCGGACGCAAGUACUUUGCGUAAACAUAGACGCAUCUGUGCGGGUGAAAAUAUUUAGUUAUGAUAAAUUUUCAAAAAUGGGUUUCGUAGUCGAGUUUUAUUUUAUUUAUUCGGUACACAAAUUACAAUAAAAUAAAGUAGACAAGCAAAUAUUGGUUUUAGUUGGGAAUGCUAUACAUGUACGCUCAACUUAAAAAAACAUUUAACCUCCUGCCUACUCGUAUUUUUAAUUUGAACUAUAUACCACAUAUAUAACGGCGGUCUAUGUCCUUUGAGUAGGACCAAACAUAACUCCGUAAUAGAUGAAUACAGUCUAAGGAAAAAACGUGCCUCGAAAAUCAAGAAAAUUUGAUUCUCGUUCAGAGGGCGCUACUAGCUUUGGCUUACUGUCGUAUAGAUGGCGUUGACGGUUUCGUUUGUUAUUUAACAAUUUAAACGCAUAUCAGUAAAAGAACAUGGGUCAAAAUCAUAAAAAUAAUUAAUGCAAAUAAAAAAAAUCAUUUAUCCAUAUUUAAAUACAUUUAAUCGUAUUUUUAUAAAUCUUCAUUUUUAGUUUUAAAGUUUGUCGACAGAUGGCAGUGAAUUUACCGGGGUUACAAAAUUUACUAUGACAGUACCGCUCUAGUAUAAGUUACUCUAUGGUAGGACAAACGUAGGCACAAGGAUAAAGAGCGAAAACUAAAAUUACCUAUACACUAAUAAGUAUCCCAAAAUUAUACUAAAUCACAUACACAAUUAUAAAUAAAACAAUUUCUAAACCGCAGCCAAAUAACACUAGACCCUACUAAUAGUGUUGUGUUCCUGCCGGUGAGUAAGGUU